Messenger RNA from Osmia bicornis bicornis, 3849 nucleotides. Its product is annotated as pyrokinin-1 receptor-like. Lineage: Eukaryota; Metazoa; Arthropoda; Insecta; Hymenoptera; Megachilidae. The record is from RefSeq and is a predicted model, not a curated record. Gene Ontology annotation, molecular function: neuromedin U receptor activity. The transcript has 7 exons. Gene Ontology annotation, cellular component: plasma membrane. Bases 1303 to 3099 code for a protein of 598 amino acids. Gene Ontology annotation, biological process: neuropeptide signaling pathway.
UUGUGAUUUUCAUUAACGAUGUGAUAGAUAUAUUUUUUAAUUUUAAUUACUGCUUCGUUCCUAUUCGAAAAUUUCUAUAAUUUAUAUCUCGCAUUUUUACAUAGUGAAAUGUCAAAGAGUGAUGUCAAAUGUGAAUAAUUGUGAAAUUUUAUUGGAGAUCGAAUGAAUCGUGAUCUUUCCUGAUCAACUAGAUCCAGUUGGAACAUAAUUACACCAGUGUAACGUGGUUUCAAUUUGACCGAUAAGCAUCUAAACUGACUAUUAUGUCACGUCGCACAAAUUUACGCUAUCGGUUGAUCAAUUUGACGAAACAAUUUCGGAAUAUUUUGACCAAAAAUAUUAUUUAAACAAAGUGGAGCGACGAAGUAUAUAAAUUUUCAAUAAUUCGAUACGAUGUGAUAAUAAUAAUGGUUACAUCGUUUGAUUAAAAAGAGUAAUUCAAUAAGUGAAGUCUAGCUAAGUGAACGCGUUCAACCGGAAGUGUCACUGAAGAGUGCUGGUCAUCCUGUACCGACACGUGUAUUUACCAUACAGCAGCGAGCACGGUAGACUUCCCUAAAGAAAAUGGCGAUGAAAGGAAGAAGGCACCACCCACUCGCUAUAAUUUUGAAAAUUUCAAUGUUAAUAAUAGAAUAAAUUUUAAAUAAACAUUUGCAUGGGAAUGAUGAAGUUUCCUUUUAUAUCUCUAAGGAAGACUAUUGUGCUCAACACUGUACCACAGGAAGCAUAAUAAACCCGUCCUUCCACAUUGGCGAUUUUCUAUUAAUAUGUACAAGUCCGAACGACAUUCUCCAUUCGUCGUCUGGUCGUCCCUGAGGAAACAGGCGUCUACAUGCCGGUCGAACGAUCUAUUUUCAAAAUCGCCAAUUGAUUUCGACGUUCGAUCGAACAGACUAUCCAAUGAAGCAUAACCAGAUCCCGUUUCGACGUUAAUUUUGCAGAACGACCGAUUAAGAGACCUUCGACAGCGUUAAAUAGCUGCAAUAAGAACGAAGAUGGUGUUUCGAUGAACAUUUAGAUGAAAAACCGAGAGACAGUCGCAGGAGGAAUCGAUCCGUAAGUUAGCUAGAGCGGACUGAAAUUGGACGAAAUUGAGUUAAUCGACGCUGAGGGACACGAGGAAGUCAAGAUGGUCGUCGAACCGUGAAACCUUCCUCCUCGGGAAUAAAUAUCACCGGCUAGCUUAAAGUUCACGUAAAACGGGAAACGAUGCUGGCAGGGACUGAUCCAUAGAUCGUUGGAUCAACAGUGAAUUAGCUGUUGUUUACACAAGCCUCGGACGACUUAUUGGAUCUUGAAGAAAUGAUCUCGAACGGGAUGAACGAGUCGUUGGAUCCGGAAGGAUCGAUCGUCGGCUCGUUCCUGAAGAUGGAUCAAUCUGGGAAAGAGAAUUUAUUGGUUACAGUUGCAGCCGAUGCGUUUGAGAAUUAUACAAGCCCGAUUGUUGCAUUCCUGCAACGUGAAGAUUCUUCGAUGAGACGCGAUCCAUUGUACAUCGUGUUACCGAUCACGGUGAUCUAUGCGGUGAUCUUCUUCACUGGUCUGGUUGGUAACGUGUCCACGUGUGUAGUGAUAGCGCGUAACAAGUCGAUGCACACCGCCACCAACUACUAUCUCUUCAGCCUGGCUGUGUCUGAUUUAUUGCUGCUGAUAUCUGGCCUACCACCGGAGAUGUACUACAUAUGGUCGCAUUUCCCGUACGUGUUCGGUGAAGCCUUUUGCAUUAUUCAAAGCUUCGCCGCUGAGACGUCCGCGAAUGCCACUGUCCUCACCAUUACCGCCUUCACCGUCGAAAGAUACGUAGCGAUUUGUCACCCAUUCAUCUCCCACACGAUGUCGAAACUAUCUCGAGCAGUGAAAUUUGUGAUCGCGAUAUGGUUCACGGCUCUUUGCCUGGCUGUGCCGCAAGCGAUUCAAUUUGGGGUCAUUUAUGAUUACGGUCACAAUGGUUCAGUGAUUACGGACAGCGCCAGAUGCACGCUUAAGUGGAUUCUGAUAGAUCACGCGUUCGAAAUAUCAACGAUGCUGUUCUUCGUGGUACCCAUGACGAUUAUUACUGUUCUCUACAUCCUGAUCGCGAUCAAACUGAGGAGAUCGAGACUAUUGACAGCCAGCACCGUGAAGAGGAAUCACUUACCAGCUGGGUUGAAUCAUUGCGAAAGCGGAAGAGGGAAGACUACUGCUCAGAGAAACGUUAUUCGUAUGUUGGUUGCAGUGGUGGUGGCGUUUUUCAUUUGCUGGGCACCGUUCCACGCCCAAAGGUUGUUGGCUGUAUACGCGCAGAAUACCAACGCGAAGCCGGAAGACGCGUUAGUAAUGGUCUACACCAUCCUCACAUACGUGUCAGGGGUGUUUUAUUACCUUUCCACCACCGUGAAUCCGCUGCUGUACAACAUCAUGUCCAACAAAUUCAGGGAAGCCUUCAAGUCGAUGCUGUCGAAUCACUGCGGCCGGAAGUGGUCCUCCCGGAAGUCAGUCCCUCGACAACCGACCUACAGCAGCCUGUCAAGGUAUCCAAGGUCCGCGAGGCAAGCGGAUGAUCGUCAGAAUUCGCCAUCAAUAUCCGUCAGCGACGACAAUCAAAAGCUGACGACGAGCAUCCGUCGUACAACGAUCUCGAGCGAUCUGAACGGAUCGGCUGAAAAGAAGAAUCAAGAGAAUCGUUCGAAAAUGAAUAGGAUAAAUCAUCAUAGGGAAUACAGGAGAAGCAUGUCCAGAGGAUCGAAUUCCAGUCAAUUGACUUUGAUGACUUCGAUCAGUAAAAGUUUUAACGAAGGAAAUAAUAACGUGGCUGCAGCAUGCGUGAACGAGUGUCUGUUGAAGAUUCAAUCGCCACCCAGGGCUGUCACUCUUGGAAUAAUUGCUGAAAGAUUGAGACUAGGAACCAAGGGUCUCUUUUCACCCCAACAGAAAGUAUCAACGAUUCCCAUGUCGAAACCGGAAAUAAAAACGGAACAACCACGGUUUCAAAGUCAUCCUAGUAUAGAGAGUGCGAACACUAUUAGCAAUUCGAGCUUACAGGAUUUUGACGAGACUGAGUUUACUGGUACGGAGCUGGCGCGAUACAUGGGCGAAAUGAACUGCGACUCGGUCACUUGACCCUCCUUUCCGGAAACGAGUGGACAAGUUUCUCAGGCGAAUGAGAUUUCUUGAGAAAAUGUAACGUCUCGAGAGGCGUCGAGUAUUGAGAGCUAAGGAAAUCUAAGAAACUGGAAAAUUGGGAAACUUCAGAAUCUGAAAAAUUGGAAUAAUUUACAAACUUCAGAGUUUCAGAAAUUGAAAUAUUAGAGCUUAAAAAAUUUGAGAAUGUGAAGAAACUUGAGAACUCAAUGUUUGAGUAAUUAUAAACUUUGAGAAAUUAUGAAGUGAGAUUUCCUCGUGUCUAAAUAUUUUAAAGAAAAGUGUGUAUAGCUAUAACUAUGUUACGAUCGACAAGUUAUUGUUUAAACAACAUAUUAUUUCACCACUUUCAAAAUAUUUCGUUAACAGUUUACAAUAACUGUUUGAAAUUAUUCAAGAAGAAUUGAACUAUUUAUUCAUUUCUGCCGUUUGGCAAGUGCAAAAUUUGUACUUCGAAGUGCAACAUAACGAUACAUAUAUUUAUUAACAAUUGAAACGAAGAUGUUAUUAAAUAAAUGUUAAAAAACCUGACUGUAAGAUUGACAAAGAAAGAUACUUCGUACAAUGAAAUUUUUCAUUUGAAAAAACUUUGAAUUUUGUUUCAAAGAAAGAAUAAUCUAUAAUAGAUGUUAUAAAUAACACAAAGGGAAGACAAUUAACAAUUAUUUUCCAUUCCAUCAUUCAACCUUACUUUUCUACAAAAUAAAAAAAAAAGUACCCUCUCACUGA